AUGCGAUUUGUCUCGGCGGCUCAAGCGACUGCAGCUGAGCACUUUGUGCAAUGCACGUCUGGUCCAAACGAGGGACAGUGGACCUGUAAAUUGUGCACCGGAAGAACGUUCAAAGACAAAGUCAAACAUAGCAAAUUAAAAACACAUAUAGACCGAGUACGACUCGAGCUUGAAAGAGUCUCUGCGGCUCAGUCCGCAACGGCAACUCCGGGUUUAUGCCCUCGCACCACAGUGCCGAACGUAUCAACAUCGUCAAGUUCGAUGUUUCCUGAGGAGCAGAAUAUACAAGCGGAUAUGCCAGACAGCCAUCACCACAUGGAUCUAUCUGAUGAUGGCCUGGCCGAAAGCUCCGAUGAGCUUGCAUCAUUAUAUGAUCCAUCCGCUCCGAAUGGAUUUGAGGAUUGGUCUCAAGACAACAGAGAGUCCAGUGUGGACAUCGACUCUUUCCUUGAAAGCACUUCCAACGACUCCGAAAGCAAUCCACGCCCACCAGUGGAUGUUGAUGCCGAACCUGCUGGGACCGACACAUGGCUUCCGUGGUACCCUUUGCGAAAGCCAGAGGUGGGCGAAUUUGGCAAGCCCCCCGUGUUUCACGCGGCUGCUCUAAUGAUGUUGGGCACCGGGCGCAACCUUAUGUCUACCGCCGAAUACAACCGCAUCCGCGCAAUUUUGAAGAGAGUUCUUAAAGUGGAUUUGCCUGAUCUCGGUCCGUACUAUUUUGCAAUGACAAGUUGA
Messenger RNA from Melampsora larici-populina 98AG31, 735 nucleotides. RefSeq lists its product as uncharacterized. The record is from RefSeq and is a predicted model, not a curated record. The transcript is spliced from 3 exons. The coding region runs from base 1 to 735 and encodes 244 amino acids. NCBI's taxonomy places the organism in Eukaryota, Fungi, Basidiomycota, Pucciniomycetes, Pucciniales, Melampsoraceae.